AUGGGCGCCCGACUCUCUCAGCCGCGAGGUCCAGGAGGCACCACAGAAUCCUCCCUAGCCACAUCUCCCUCCGCACAGAAACGCGGCCCACGCUUCAACUCCCGCAUGAUCGCUGCACCAGCCGCAGCGUUCACAAUGGCCUGCAUCCUCUUCGUAUACGCUCGAACGUCGAUACGUGCUGCCAAGGCAAACGCUCAGCGACAUAGAGAUGCAGAUACUGGCGGUGAAGGGGUGAGCUUGCUGAAUGAGCACCGACGGCGACAUGGUCAGGCACCGAAGCUGGAGGAAGGUACGAUGAAAGAGCUGGGCAGACAGUUGGUGAGAGGUGAGAAGAGGGAUCCGAAGACGGAGGCGGUGGAGAGGAGUAUUAGCGAGGAAGAGGAGAGGUUGAAGGCGCUCAAGGGGAGGAGGGGUGGACGUGGUGCGCCGGAUGCUUGA
Molecule: messenger RNA, 438 nt
Organism: Fulvia fulva
Lineage: Eukaryota; Fungi; Ascomycota; Dothideomycetes; Mycosphaerellales; Mycosphaerellaceae
Exons: 1
Coding region: 1-438 (145 amino acids)
Source: RefSeq, a predicted model, not a curated record